AGAGUUGGUCCUGUCUUAGCCUUUGUUGAGUGUCUAGCUAUCUGCAGCUGAUUAGGAAUCUUCAAUGACAUAAGUCACUUCCGCGUAUGAGGUGAUUCGGGCAUAACGGUGCUUGAACUUAUAACGAGCAUGUUGAUAAGACAUACUUAAAUAUCACGACUGUUGCACCUAACCGUUUACUGGCUAUAAAAAUGAAUACCCUUCGCGAUCGUUUUCAUGGUACGUAACAAACAAAGUUAUAUACAGCAGGAUAAAAAACAGUGUCCUUAUUGUGCUGUGCCGAAAAUCAUAUCUAGGGGCUUUGGCUACACUAUGCAAUCGACAUACGAAGCACUUCAGCAAUAUUCCUAAUCACGCAUAAUUCAUGGAUUAUUUAUUCUACACCUAAUGAGAAACAAUCAGUCCACGUCCACUUUGGAACAACCGCAGUAACAACAGCGUGCUCGGCAGAACCAUUCAUCAAUGCGCGGUCCUGGAGGGAACUGAAAAUGCGUGUCAAUCAAAAGGAAUCAGUUCAUUUGAUGUUGGGUUAGCGUACGGUUUUGUCUGUCCUUCGAUACCGUCAACAAGCGUGCACUGCGCUACCUUCAAAGGAUGUUUACUAAAGGCUUCAUUGUUGCGAUAACGCUAGUACACAUGUGGUUAGGCACGUCGUGCAGUUUGGAGCGUAUGCUCCCCGAGGAUACACUCAUAGGACCGUUGGUUGAACAAGUGAUGCGUUCGCUGCUGUUGCGCUACUUUCGAAGUGCACGUUUGCUUCUGCUUGGUUGCUAUAGUGAGCUUGGCGAACCAUCUGACGAAUGUACAAGAAGACGAUCGACCUGGGCCUGAUUCGCAUUUCUAAGCCUACUUUGUAACACUUGCAGGGUUCUCCCUUCUUCAAAUUCCCCUACUGACAUUCACACACGAACUGGCGGAUGACGUAUUCAUGGAUUGGAUUCAACCGACGGUAGAAGAUAAUGAUCAGCCCAUCCAACGCAUGAACAGUACUGGUUUCCUAAGUACUCGAGAUAAUCUGUUUAUAAUGCCGGACCAUGCCGAAGUAGGAGUGGUGCUCUUGUUCACUACAGUGCGCCACUUUGCACGUUACUGUCAAGAUCGCCACCCAUUGCAUGAGCGUGAGCGUUAUGUGCAUUCAAACUAUUUGGUGUUCAUACAGCAGUCAAGCUAUUCGCUAGAGGAACUACGCCCAACCGUUUACUGACUAUGGCGCUACAGCUCUAUUCUAAAUCUCGCCAUAUCUAUUGGGCCACUUACCGACCCAACGGCAGAUGGUAUAAAGCUACACUUCUUCAAUCCCUUUCAUGCAGAGGAAACGGAACAGCUGUUGACGUUCAAUGUUGGGGAGGAUUUUGCGAUGAGUCCUACCGCUGACAAUAAGCUAAACAUCUUUAAUGGCAUACCGAUACGCUGUACGGUAUUUCCACGAAAUCCAACACUCCUACCAUGGGACAGUCUGCCCGCGUCAUUCCGUGAGGUGCAUUACGUACAGCAGUCCGUCCGAGCCUCCAAUGGGUCGGGUGGGCUGGACGGGAUGUUGUUGGGCAAUUUGGCAGUGGCGCUGAAUUUUACUGCCGAAACGAUGGACGCCUCGGAUGGGCAGGAAUAUGGCUAUCGGUUGAAGAAUAAUACCUUUGUUGGAUCAUUAGGAGAUCUGCUGCAGUACCGGACGGAUGUAUCAUUUAACGUUCGCUUCAUGAAGUACUACGAUACUCACGGAAUCGAGUUUUUGCACCCAAUAUACUCUGACCAGCUGUGCAUCCUGUCUCCAAAAUCGUUGGAAAUUCCACAAUGGUUGGCUAUUUUUCUCUGUUUUCAUCCGUACGUUUGGACGUCGUUUGUAGUGGUUGGAUUUGCCGGCGGUUACUGUUGGUACCUGCUGAAGCGCUGGACCUUGCGCAAAGUGAGUCGCUAUAGACAGCAUUUGCUGAAAGGGGAUCGGGCCCAAUACACUGUACUAUCGAUCGAGAUGUGGCUGGUACUGCUCGGUGCAAGCUCUACCUAUUUGCCAGUGCGGAUGAUCGAAAGGACACUUCUAGUCGCAUUCCUGAUAGCCAACGUUAUUAUCUCCGGAACAUUCCAGGGCACCUUAACUACAGCGUUCAGCACGAAAUCGUACUACAAAGAUCUGAACACGUUGGCAGCACUGGACAAGUCGGAAUUGCCAAUCGCCACCUCCUCCCGCUCGCUGCUCGACAUAUUCGGUAAUGAUUCGCUCAGCCCAUUGUACCAGUCGCUGAAGGGGAAGCUUCAAAUCUUGAACGAAUCCGCCCGACAUCGGGCUGCGUUUCAGCGGGAUGUGUGCUGCAUCGAGCGUCAUUCGGACGUGCAUCUGAUCAUUAACACGGAAUACAUUCGACCAAACGGACAGCCGAUGCUGCACGUCGUUGAUGAAUGUCCACGAGUGUACUCGCUGGCGUACAUUGUUCGAAAAGGGUGGCCAUUCGCACCACUGUUCAAUGCCGCCAUAUAUCGGUUCGUGGAGUCGGGUCUGUGCAUGAAAUGGUACGAAGACACCGAGACGGCACUGAUCCUGCAGAAGCGCAUCAGACAGCUGAGGGAGCAGGAGGAAGAACCGGCACUUCGAAAGCUCACCAUGAUCGAUAUGCAAACAUCCUUCUACAUCAUGGGUCUGGGAAUGUUGCUCAGCUUUAGCGUAUUUAUCGUGGAAACGUUUGUCGGAAGAGGCCUUAAGUGUAGCCAACUCUAGAAUGGAAAGAAGCUUAUCAUACGUUCCUUUGUGUUUAGGGCAAAUUGUUUUCUAGUGUAUGCAUUGAAAAGCAAUUUUUGUAAAUAAAGCACUUAAGGCACAAUACAGGGA
Molecule: messenger RNA, 2821 nt
Organism: Anopheles gambiae (African malaria mosquito)
Lineage: Eukaryota; Metazoa; Arthropoda; Insecta; Diptera; Culicidae
Exons: 3
Coding region: 1358-2710 (450 amino acids)
Source: RefSeq, a predicted model, not a curated record